This is a messenger RNA of Insectozyma verbasci, 2376 nucleotides long. The record is from the annotation of a GenBank genome assembly. NCBI's taxonomy places the organism in Eukaryota, Fungi, Ascomycota, Pichiomycetes, Serinales, Debaryomycetaceae.
AUGUCAACAACUAUUACAUCUGCAUUACCUUCAAUUCAACUUAAGGUCAAUUAUACUGAUAUUAAAACAAUAGCAAAAACUUUCAUUACUGAAUUUAAAGAUAUUUCUGAAGAUAUUGAAAUUGAUAUAGAUGAACAAAUUCAUACCGGUAAAUAUAUGAAUAUCCUUCAAUCAAUUUCAAAUAGAGAAACUUUCCACAUAUUAAUUGAAUUAGAUGAUUUAGCUAACUUUAUACGUAAUUAUAAUCCACCAGAACAAAAUUUAUAUGAUGAGGCUAAACAUGUGGUAUCUAAUAUAACUAAAAAUACUAAACAUUAUAUUGAUAUUUUUGCUGAUGUGAUUGAUGAAAUUAUUCCACCUCCAUCAAAAGAAAUUAAAUCAAGAUCUGAUGUUUUAGAUGUUAUUUUACAACAACGUAAAUUGAAAAAUUUAAGAUUACAACAAGAAUCUAAUGAGCAAUACGAUCAAUUAAGAAAUGACAUGACUAAUACAGAAGAUAAUUCAAAUCCAAUUGAACCAAAUUUAUUUCCAAACAAACUUACAAGAAGAUAUGAUUUAUAUUUCAAACCUAUAUCGAAUGGUAAAAGUUUUUCAGUUAGAGAAGUUAAAGGUAAAUAUGUUGGUAGUUUAAUAACUGUAAAAGGUAUAGUUACAAGAUGUUCAGAUGUUAAACCUUCUGUUUUAGUUAUUGGAUAUACUUGUGAUGCUUGUGGGUUUGAAAUUUUUCAAGAAGUAAAUUCAAAAUUUUUCACACCUUUGACUGACUGUACUUCACCCCAAUGUUUAAACAAUCAAAAUAAAAAUAAAUUAUUCAUGUCAACUCGUGCUUCAAAAUUUUCAAGUUUUCAAGAAGUUAAAUUACAAGAAUUAUCAAAUCAAGUACCAAUUGGUCAUAUUCCAAGAAAUUUGACUAUUCAUGUAAAUGGUAAUCAUUUAGUUAGAUCAAUGAAUCCUGGAGAUUUAGUUGAUGUAAGUGGGAUUUUUAUGCCUUCUCCUUAUACUGGAUUUAAAGCUUUAAAAGCUGGGUUAUUAACUGAAAUAUAUUUAGAAGCACAAUAUGUAAAUCAAUGUAAAAAACAAUAUGAUUUAAUGAGAUUAAAUAAUGAAGCACAAGUUAAAAUUAAAGAAUUAGUUGAAUCUGGUGAUGUAUAUAAUAAAUUGGCAAAAUCAAUAGCUCCAGAAAUUUUUGGACAUUUAGAUAUUAAAAAAAUCCUUUUAUUAUUAUUAUGUGGUGGUGUUACUAAAGAAAUUGGAGAUGGUUUAAAAAUUAGAGGUGAUAUUAAUGUUUGUCUUAUGGGUGAUCCAGGGGUGGCUAAAUCUCAAUUAUUAAAAGCUAUAAAUAAGAUUGCACCAAGAUCUGUAUAUACUACUGGUAGAGGUUCUUCUGGAGUUGGUUUAACUGCUGCAGUUAUGAGAGAUCCAGUUACUGAUGAAAUGAUAUUAGAAGGUGGUGCUUUAGUAUUAGCUGAUAAUGGUAUUUGUUGUAUUGAUGAAUUUGAUAAAAUGGAAGAAGGUGAUAGAACUGCAAUUCAUGAAGUUAUGGAACAACAAACUAUUUCAAUUUCAAAAGCAGGUAUAACAACUACAUUAAAUGCUAGAACUUCAAUAUUAGCAGCUGCAAAUCCUUUAUAUGGAAGAUAUAAUCCAAAAUUAUCACCACAUGAAAAUAUUAAUUUACCAGCAGCAUUACUUUCAAGAUUUGAUAUUAUGUUUUUAAUUUUAGAUACUCCAAAUAGAGAAAUUGAUGAAAAAUUAGCAAGUCAUGUUGCUUAUGUUCAUAUGAAUAAUGCUCAACCAGAAAUGGAUUUUGAAGCAAUUGGUUCCAAUACAAUUAGAGAAUAUAUUUCAAAAGCAAGAGAAUACAGACCAAUUGUACCCAAAGAAAUUGGUGAUUAUGUUGUAUCAUCAUAUAUUAAUAUGAGAAAAGAAUCAGCUAGAAAUGAAGGAAGUAUCAAGAAAUUUUCACAUAUAACCCCAAGAACAUUAUUAUCAAUAUUACGUUUAUCUCAAGCAAUGGCAAGAUUAAGGUUUGAUCAAGUUGUUAGAUUUGAAGAUGUGGAUGAAGCUUUAAGAUUGAUUAAUGUUUCUAAAAAUAGUCUUUAUUUUGAUCAAGAUAAACAAAUAGAAGAUGAUUCAGCAACUACACAAAUUUAUCAUAUUAUUAGAGGUAUUGCAAGAGGUGAUGGUAAUUCAACAAAUUUCAUCCCAAAUUUAAAUUUAGAUAUGUUGAAAGAAAGAGUUUUAUCAAAAGGUUUUACAUUACAACAAUUUGAUGAUUGUAUAAUGGAAUAUGAUCAUAUUGGAAUCUGGCAAAAGAUAGAUAAUGGAGAAACUUUAAUGUUUACAAAUAAUGAAGAUGAUGAUAUAGAUAUGUAG